Messenger RNA from Saccostrea cuccullata (small rock oyster), 600 nucleotides. RefSeq lists its product as uncharacterized. The coding region runs from base 108 to 563 and encodes 151 amino acids. The transcript has 4 exons. Lineage: Eukaryota; Metazoa; Mollusca; Bivalvia; Ostreida; Ostreidae. The record is from RefSeq and is a predicted model, not a curated record.
UAAUAUUAAGAUUUCAAAAACCGCAGGCUUGGGGAAUUCCACCAUUUGGUUGUAUAUAUAUUUGGCAAUUUUUGAUUUUUUUGUCAAUUUGGAAGAAACAAAAUAAGAUGAGUUCCUCAGCUUUCCUUGUUGUUUUGUUUGCUGUGUUUGUGAUAGACACCACCAGAGCCAGUAGCCGCUACCGUAUCAUUGAUUUCAACAGACCUCUAACCUGGGAACAGGCUCGGGAUGAGUGUCGAAGAACAAGAGGCUGGGACCUAGUUAAAAUUGAAAACAGAAACGAGGACCAAGCUCUGAAAACCUUUCUCGCCGGAGAGUGCAAUAGCGGUGGUGACGGUUGGUUUAUCGGUGGACAAUCAGAAAAUGGCGCUUGGUCCUGGGCAGAUGGCUCUGAAAUGAUUUAUAACAAUUUUCCCAUCGAAAGAUCAACACGCACUGGAAUAAUACCCCAAACCGUGGUCAAAAACUUUGCUGUCAUUUUCAAAAGCGAUCUCCAGUGGGGCUAUGUGACUUCUCGUCCAAUCCCAAGGAUGGGAUACAUCUGUGAAAGAACAACAUGUUAACAUGUGUGAUUUUUAAAUAAAAUAAAAACAAAAUACA